AUGUCCGUCACCACGAAAGCAACCAUUGCCUCUUUCGGCGGCAAGCUUCUCAAGCUUAGCCAUGCCGCCAAGUCCACCAACUGCGAAAUGUCAUUCAACCUGUACCUUCCGCCGCAGGCAUACAAGACACCCAACCAGAAACUGCCUGUCCUGAUCUACCUCUCCGGUCUGACUUGCACAGCGGACAACUGCUCUGAGAAGGGCUUCUUCCAGCACGGAGCUAGCAAGAAGGGAAUUGCCGUCUUGUACCCAGACACAAGCCCUCGCGGCCUCGACAUCCCCGGCGAAAACGACUCGUGGGACUUUGGCACUGGUGCCGGUUUCUACGUCAACGCCACAAAGGAACCCUACAACAAGGGUUACAACAUGUACAAUUACGUCACAGAGGAGCUGCCCGCGACAGUCUUUGAAGCGUUCCCACAACUCGAUAGCAGCCGUGUCAGUAUCACGGGGCACAGCAUGGGCGGUCAUGGUGCGCUGACACUCUUCCUGCGCAACCCUGGCAAGUAUAAGAGUGUUUCUGCGUUCGCGCCCAUCUCGAACCCGAUUAACUGUCCUUGGGGACAGAAGGCGUUUGGGGGGUAUCUUGGGGAGGAGAACAAGGAGACGUGGAAGGAGCAUGAUGCGUCGGAGUUGGUGAAGGGGUGGAAGGGGAAGGAGGUGGAUGUUUUGAUUGAUGUGGGAACCGGCGACAACUUCUACAAGCAAGGCCAGCUUCUCCCCGAGAACCUGGAGAAGGCGGCGAAGGAAGCAGGAGUCACGGGGAUCAAGGUUCGGUACCAGCCGGAUUACGACCAUAGUUAUUACACCAUGGCGACGUUCUCGGAUGACCACGUUGAGCAUGCGGCCAAGUAUCUCUUUGCAUAG
Aspergillus puulaauensis is the source of this 867-nucleotide messenger RNA. Its product is annotated as S-formylglutathione hydrolase. Gene Ontology annotation, molecular function: S-formylglutathione hydrolase activity. The transcript is spliced from 3 exons. The record is from RefSeq and is a predicted model, not a curated record. Bases 1 to 867 code for a protein of 288 amino acids. Gene Ontology annotation, cellular component: cytosol. Gene Ontology annotation, biological process: formaldehyde catabolic process. NCBI's taxonomy places the organism in Eukaryota, Fungi, Ascomycota, Eurotiomycetes, Eurotiales, Aspergillaceae.